Molecule: messenger RNA, 2776 nt
Organism: Malus domestica (apple)
Lineage: Eukaryota; Viridiplantae; Streptophyta; Magnoliopsida; Rosales; Rosaceae
Cellular component (GO): cytoplasm
Molecular function (GO): protein binding
Source: RefSeq, a predicted model, not a curated record
UGGACCCUCUCUCUCUCUCUCUCUCGUUCUUCUUCUUCUUCUUAUCUUUCUUUGUUUGUUUCAGUCAAAUUGAAUAACAAAAUAAUUAAAGAAAAAUGACAGAGCUGCUGCUGCUGCUGCUGCUCUCUCUCUCCUCCAAUCGCUCCUCCUAAAUCCUAAUCAAUUUUCGCAAAGGAAAAAAGCGUCUUACUUUUACCAGUGCAUUCAUGUUCUGAUCUGGAUUGGAUCACACUUUAACUUGCAGUGGAGCUCGUAAGAGAGAGAAAGCCUGAGGAAGAGAGAGGGAGAGAGAGUUGUGGUUUGUGGGGUUUAGUGGCCGAGUCUCUUUUUUGUGCAAUCUUGGUCUCUUUGGGGGGUCACAAAAGACCAUAAAGAAGCGGCACAACAAGUGAUUGCUGUUAUAUACUCCUGAAGCAUGGCUGGAAUCGAUGUGUCCAAGUAUGAUCAUAGCCCUGUGCACAAGGCCAUAGUCACGAGGGAUUAUGCCGGUCUCAAGAGGAUUCUAUCUGGUCUCCCGCGGCUUUGUAACCCUGCUGAGAUUCGAACUGAAUCAGCUUCAUUAGCUGAGGAAGAGAAGGCUGAUGCCAUUGCUGCUGUCAUUGAUCGGCGAGAUGUCCCAAACCGUGAGACCCCUCUUCACUUGGCUGUAAAACUUGGUGACCAGACAGCAACCGAAAUGCUUAUGGUUGCUGGCGCGGAUUGGAGCUUGCAGAAUGAACAUGGAUGGAGUGCACUCCAGGAAGCAAUUUGCAAUAGAGAAGAAGCAAUUUCCAUGAUCAUAGUUAGGCACUACCAGCCACUGGCUUGGGCAAAAUGGUGCAGAAGGUUACCUCGUUUAAUUGGAACAAUGCGGAGGAUGAGGGAUUUCUACAUGGAAAUUACAUUCCGCUUUGAGAGUUCUGUUAUACCUUUCAUUUCGAGGAUUGCCCCAUCAGAUACUUACAAGAUCUGGAAAAAGGGUGCAAAUUUGAGAGCAGAUAUGACAUUGGCAGGUUUUGAUGGUUUGCGAAUUCAGCGUUCUGAUCAGAGUGUUCUUUUCCUUGGUGAUGGGUCUGAGGAUGGUAAGGUGCCUCCCGGGUCACUUUGCAUGAUCUCACACAAGGAUAAGGAGGUGAUGAAUGCUUUGGAUGGUGCUGGAUCUCAAGCAACUGAAGAGGAGGUUCGGCAAGAGGUGGUUGCAAUGUCUCAGACUAAUAUAUUCAGGCCUGGGGUUGAUGUGACUCAAGCAGUACUUUUACCUCAAAUGACCUGGAGGCGGCAGGAGAAAACAGAAAUGGUUGGCCCAUGGAAGGCUAAGGUAUAUGAUAUGCAUAAUGUGGUUGUGAGUAUGAAAUCUAGAAGGGUCCCCGGGGCUAUGACAGAUGACGAGCUCUUCUCAACCUGCAAUGAAAAUGAAACAGAAAGUGAGGAGUUUAAUGAUAUUCUGACAGAGGAUGAGAGGAAGCAACUUGAAAAUGCACUUAAAUUGGAUUCGUCAGACUUGUCAAACGAAAAUGGUGAUGGGAUUAUUGAGCAUCGUCGUAGUUGUUAUGAGCACAGGGAGGUUCCCAUUGAAAAUGUUAGUAGUGAUAGAAAUGGAGAGAAUAAGCAGGAAAAGAAAGGAUGGUUUGGUGGAUGGAGGAAACGGGAUACUAAAAGUGAAGGGCAGAAAAAGAUUGUGCCGCCUAGAAGUUCUCUCUGUGUAGAUGAGAAGGUGAGUGAUCUGCUAGGGGAUUCUCCUUCAAGAAAUCAAAGCAGGCCUGGAAGAAAUAGUGUGGACAUUGUUGUGAAGGGGGAUGAUCAUCGGAGAGGAAGGGAUAUGAAGGCGUCUUCUUCCGCAAGUUCUGAUAACAGGAAUCGUCACAAGGAUGCUAGCAAGGAGAAUGAGUAUAAGAAAGGAUUAAGGCCAAUCCUCUGGCUUUCCCCAAGCUUUCCAUUACAAACAGAGGAACUGUUGCCAUUACUUGAUAUUUUAGCAAACAAGGUUAAGGCAAUUCGUCGUUUGAGGGAGCUGCUUACAACUAAGCUUCCAAUGGGUACAUUUCCAGUCAAGGUUGCUAUCCCAGUGGUUCCUACUAUCAGAGUAAUUGUCACCUUCACAAAGCUUGAAGAAUUACCACCAAUGGAUGAGUUUGCAACACCGCCAUCAAGCCCCCCUGGCAGGGAGAGCCCAGGUUCGAUGCAAUCGGCAAGUUCAUCUUGGUUUCAGUGGAUAAGAGCUCCUUACCAGCGCCCCAGCGCGUCCCCUACUGGUUCUUUCAGUAAGAUAGAAAGUAUUCAAGACCCGUUUGCAAUUCCGUCAGAAUAUACAUGGGUUUCUGUGGAAGCAAAGAAAAAGAAAAUGCAGGAGAAGAACAAGUCAAAGAAAGGGAAAAGUCAGAGUCACCAAAAAUGAUGUCAGUGAAGGUGGAGACUAAGACCCAAAUGUAAAGGAUUGAUUUAGCCCACCAAAAGGAACUGAGAAGAUGCCAAAUAGAGAGAACAGUAUUUCAUGCCAUACUGUAAGGAGAGGAAAAAAACUGCUGUUAGAGAAGGGUUUGGGUUGGUAUCCCAGUGAAUCGUUGCCGUCAUUUGACAAGUGAAAAGUUGUACUGGAAUUAUUGUGGGGGGUGGGAACAAAAUUUAGGAAAAAUAUUGUGAUUCUUGCUACAUACGGUUUGAUUACCUUAAUUCAUUUAAUUUGCAUAUAUGGGGGUUGAUUCAGAACAUACUCAACAGUCAAUAGUGGCUGCUUUAUACUCUUGGAAUGGAAGCAGAACCUUGUAUUAAUUCACCUGAUGAGUCAUUUUUUUCGCUU